Messenger RNA from Rhincodon typus (whale shark), 1952 nucleotides. Its product is annotated as formin-binding protein 1-like. NCBI's taxonomy places the organism in Eukaryota, Metazoa, Chordata, Chondrichthyes, Orectolobiformes, Rhincodontidae. The annotation marks the transcript as partial. The record is from RefSeq and is a predicted model, not a curated record. Gene Ontology annotation, molecular function: protein binding. The transcript has 5 exons. Gene Ontology annotation, biological process: signal transduction.
AUUUGUUCCUCGCAGCUCAUUGUGUUCGAGGACUUUAGUCACCUCCCCCCUGAGCAACGUCGAAAGAAACUGCAGCAGAAAAUUGAAGAUCUGAACAAGGAGCUGCAGAAACAAGUGGACCAGAGUGAAGCUUUAGAUAAGAUGAAAGACGUUUAUCAACGGAACCCACAGAUGGGUGACCCAAACAGCCUUGAGCCCAGAAUAAUGGAGACAAAUCAACAGAUUGACAGACUACGGGGUGAGAUUCAGAAGUAUGAGAUAUGGCUGGCUGAUGCAGAAGCAAAACUGGUUUCACGUAAUGACAGCUUUGUGCAGUACACUCCCCACUGUGAGCGUUCUCCCUCCUUGAAUAACAAUGGGUCACAUGAUAAAGAGAGUCCAGACACAACUUAUUCUGAUGAUAGUGGCCAGGAACCAUUGGUGCAGCCAUCUCCCGUCUCAGAGUUUGAUGAUUUUGAGGACGAUCUUGCCAAUCCAAUAGGAAGCUCAACUGCUCUAUAUCCAUUUGACGGUAACAGCGAAGGCACCAUUCCAAUGGCAGAGGGAGAGGUGCUUCAACUGAUUGAGGAGGACAAAGGCGAUGGAUGGACCCGGGUGAGGCGGAGCGACGGAGAGGAAGGCUAUGUACCCACCUCUUAUGUGAAAAUCACCCUCAGCAGGAAGUGAGCCAGGAUCUGCCAGUGGUCAUAGGAUAUUUUAUCCUCUGGUUCACAGUGUCUCAUUUUCUUUCUUUGAACCAGGAUGGAGCAGACAGAGCGCGUUCUGUGGGACGGAUGGCUCCAUGGACAAGUGGGAGAGGGACGAGGGUUAACCAACCCUCACUGGUAUUCACAUUGGAAAAUAAAAACCCUGAGAGUCGCUUAGUUACAUUUGUAAUACCUUCGGCACAUAAUUAGGAAAGCAUCUAUGAUCUUUCAGUCCACUGUAGGAUGACUCUGUUGAGCUGCAGUUUAUGCUGGUACAAUAAAUACCACUCUAAUGUAUAUAAUAUGUAGUAAUAACUGUAUUUAGGGAUGAACUUGCUGAUCACCAAUGGCAUCUUUUAUAUAGAUAUUUUGCAUAGAGUAUGCAUUUCCUUUGUCCACAUUUGUGGAAUCAUUUCAGGUGAGAAAUAGGACAACAUGCCUUGAAGGGCCUGUACGAACCGGAUGAUGCUACUUGCAUGAGAGGAAAACUGAGCUGCCAAAGCACCCCGUUGUUUAAAAUUGAUGUUGUGGCUUUGUUAGAAGGAUAUGAAAAGCCUGCGAGAAUUGGCCCGCGCCUGUUUCAAAUGCAACAGGGUGCAGGGUCACAGGAAAAUCCGAGCUCUCCAUGGAGCUGCUGGGAUCCACCAAGAGCACAUGAACAAGUAAAAGCUGACACUAAGAUGUUGCUUGCCUAUGAGUUUAGGGUAUAGAUGAUGGGCUCUUCAAAUGACUGGGUUUCGGGGAACAACGGUCCCUGCCCAGCUCAGCAACAAUCACGAUGGUCCUUUUUUUUUUAAAACCAGCACUCGCAGCCCGUUCAGCCUUCUGGGAUUUUUAAUGAACAUGAUUGUCACGAUGUCUCUGAAAAUAUAAAUAAAAAGGGGAAGGUGGCAGUCCCAGAUUCAAGUGCAUACCUGCCACGCUUUUAUCAUAGAACAUCGACUGGAAUUAUCGCCAAAUUUACCGGUGUUUUAAGUGUAAAUCAUUCGGAAGGCAGACAUGAGUUGUGCAUAGCAGCAAAUUCUUCCAGAGUUGAUACUAAAGUGGGGAGUCCUGAUGCAAACAAUCAUGUCAGUUCUUUGGUGAUGUUUGGUGAGCUGUUUGGAAUGUAGCCUAUCUGUUAUAUCAUGGUGCAAAAACUACAUAAUGAAUCAUUUGUGAUUGUAUCGUAGACUAAUAAUGCACUUGACGUUACAAUAGGACAGUAACAUGAUUGUUAUCCCACCUGGUUUUAAUCCUGUAAUAAAAUGCUAUUCCAACUGAGGA